ACCCUGCAGAAAUUCGUCACUUCCCGUAUAGUAAACUGAUGACAUGUUGUGAAAAUCUCAAAUAUUUAUUUUGUCCUGAGAUUUCUGUCAGCAUUUGCAACAGAUUUCAUCAUACUUAAGCAUUGAUCAGCAGUCAAAUUCUACAUAUUUUGCAUUAGAUAGUUAGUUAUCCGCGACAUGGGAACGAUCUAAACCUGCUGAAGAAUGUGAUUCCAAGUGACACUGCCACUGGCCUACGUAGCAUGUGAUUUUUGUGGACUUUAUGUCAAGCUGGGCAUAUAAGUUUCACCUUUGACACUUGACUAUUAAGAAGAUUCUAGACAGUAUUAUUUGUGAAAAUUAACAAGAGAAAAGACUAUUAGUCUUAUUUAUUUAUCUUUACAAUACUGCAUGGAACAAUUAUAUUGUUAUAGUAUAUGAAAGGAAGAUAUUCUGGUAUUUUAACUGUGAAAAAUGGCUGGAGCAUUGGAGAAUGGUGUAGAUACACUGUAUCAUCAGGAAGUUGAUAAUGAACCAAUGGAAAAUGGGGGAAAUCUCUUCGCCCCAGACAAUGAAGUGGAAAUGGAUGUCCCUAAUAUAACUAUGAAGACUGCCCUUGUGAGUCCAACCAGUGAAGAGUAUGACUAUAUCCUUGAAACUAUAAAGGAACAAGUUGAGGAAGGACAGGGGGAGACAAUCUAUGAACUUGGUACUGGUGAAGGAGACCCUCCUGGUUUAACAGUGGAAGACAUGCAAGCAUCUAUUGCCACUUUGAAAAGUAUAGCAGACUCACUAAAUUAUGAAAUAGUGCAGCUUAGAGAGAGACAUGAAAAAGAAGGGCUUGUUACAGAGUUUUUAUUGAGGAAAAAACUAGAUAUACAAGACUUUAUGGAAAUAAGGGUAGCAGUUGUUGGAAAUGUAGAUGCUGGCAAGAGUACAUUACUUGGUGUGUUAACACAUGGGGAACUUGACAAUGGACGUGGUCUUGCUAGAAUGAAGUUAUUCCGUCACAAACAUGAGAUGGAGUCAGGGAGAACAAGUAGUGUAGGCAAUGAUAUACUAGGGUUUGAUGCUGGAGGAAAUGUUGUCAACAAAUCUGAUCAUGGUCAUUUAGACUGGGUGAAAAUUUGUGAACAAUCUGCCAAGGUGAUAACAUUUAUUGAUUUGGCUGGUCAUGAAAAAUAUUUGAAGACAACAGUGUUUGGAAUGACUGGACAUGCUCCAGACUUUGCUAUGCUUAUGAUUGGUGCUAAUGCCGGUAUUAUAGGAAUGACAAAGGAGCACCUAGGUCUAGCUCUUGCACUUCAGGUUCCAGUGUUUGUUGUUGUAACAAAGAUUGACAUGUGUCCUGCAAAUGUCUUAGAUGAUACACUGAAAUUGUUACAGAGGAUUCUCAAGUCCCCUGGCUGCAGGAAAAUGCCACUUCUAGUCCUGAACAAAGAUGAUGUUGUUUGUUCAGCAACCAAUUUUUCAUCAGAAAGGAUGUGUCCAAUAUUCCAGGUCUCUAAUGUUAGUGGCGAAAAUAUGGACUUACUAAAAAUGUUUCUUAAUUUAUUAUCAACACGGUUACGGUGUAAUCUUGGAAGUCCUGCUGAAUUCCAGAUUGAUGACACAUUCUCAGUACCAGGAGUUGGUACAGUUGUUUCUGGGACACUGCUUCAGGGAUAUGUGAAGCUUAAUGAUACACUAAUGUUGGGGCCUGACCCCUUAGGACAGUUUCAGCCAAUGGUUAUAAAAAGUAUUCACAGGAAGAGAAUGCCAGUAAAGGAGGUCAGGGGUGGACAAACUGCUUCUUUUGCUCUCAAAAAGAUAAAGAGAUCAUCAAUACGUAAAGGUAUGGUAAUGGUUUCUCCAAAACUGGACCCCAAGGCAUGCUGGGAGUUUGAGGGGGAAAUACUUGUGUUGCAUCAUCCAACCACAAUCAGUGUCAAGUAUCAAGCUAUGGUUCAUGUUGGGAGUGUACGGCAAACAGCAACAAUUAUUUCAAUGACAAGUGAACAUUUACGGACAGGUGAUAAAGCCAUUGUUAGAUUUAGGUUUAUAAAGAAUCCCGAGUAUUUAAGGCCUGAUAUGAGAAUGGUUUUCCGGGAAGGGCGAACAAAAGCUAUAGGUACUGUUUCAAAGUUGUACCCACAUGUUCGAGCGGUAGCACAAAAUACACGACAACACCGGGCUCAAAAGAAAGCACAGGAGGCCGGGCAUACAGGUGCUCGUAUGCCUCAACAUGAACCUCAAAAACCAUCCAAGAAACGACGUGGAACAAAAAAGAAAAUGGGAGAAAAUCUCGAUAUAAAGGAAAAUGAUAUGGAAGCAGGGCCAUCUGAAGGUUAAAUUUAUUGAGGAAAAAAGAUAACAACUAGAAAAAUUAUUUGAUCAAAACAAUCAUUGAAUAUCCAACAAUGGCUUCUAAGUAUUGUAACAUGUUUAUGUUAUAAGUGUUAAGUAUUCCUUUGAAAUCGGCAUGAAAUACCAAGCUAUCAUAAAUUUGUCAUACCCCACCAAAGUGAAAUUAUGGAUUUUAAUAAUAUUUUGUACAAAGAUGUAACAUUAAAUAUGUGUCAUGUUUUAA
Messenger RNA from Ruditapes philippinarum (Manila clam), 2548 nucleotides. Its product is annotated as GTP-binding protein 1-like. NCBI's taxonomy places the organism in Eukaryota, Metazoa, Mollusca, Bivalvia, Venerida, Veneridae. The coding region runs from base 454 to 2310 and encodes 618 amino acids. Gene Ontology annotation, biological process: translational elongation. Gene Ontology annotation, molecular function: translation elongation factor activity; GTP binding; GTPase activity. The record is from RefSeq and is a predicted model, not a curated record. The transcript has 10 exons.